AUGUCUUUUUGUCUCUCUGUAUGUCUCUCUGGCUGUGUGUCUCUCUCUCUGUCUACAUGUCUGUCUGUGAGUUAUGUAAACUGACACAGUUGAGCUCAAGGUCCAAACGGAGCCACAGACACAUUUUUGUCCUAUAAAAUAGAAUCCUUGGUAACUAAACAGCUAAUAACUGAAGCAACACCAGCAACACAAUGAGCCAUCUUCCUUUUUUCUGUUUUUAUUUGACUGCUGGACUCACAGUGUCGUCUUGUCUUCGGAUUCUGAACCCACAUCAGGACUGCAGACAACCGGGUCUCGCCAAUUGCAAAAUCAAUAACUGUUCAGAUAAACACAAGGUAUAUGGUGCUCCCAGCGGCCCCGACUUGGAUCCUGAGCAUGUGGGAGUCGUGACUGACAAAAGUGGGAGCGUCCCCAGUAUGAAUGUGACAUGGAGAUUAAAGUCAGAUGGAGGUGUGUUACACCUUUCUGGGUCAGAGAUAAAUAUUCGGGAUGAAAAAAGUAAUCAAAGUGUGUGUGUGCAGUUUUCUUUCAAUAUGAGUAAACAGCUGAAUCCAAGCUAUACGAGGUGGACAUUUUCCUUGGACGGAGUUGUGGUCGAGCCUGAACAUACAUACGCAGUGUCAGUUGUUAAUUUGCCAGAAUCCAAGAAUGGAAAAAACAGCAUCACAAAUAUAAUUAUUAUCCCAGGAUGUGGUGACAGCAGAAUCCAAACGGCUCAAAUGUGUAUUGAAAAUGAUAGUCUAUGGAAGCCUCACAUGACCCAAGCCAUGAUUUUGGAUAAGGAAAAGAAAAAGUUCUUUGUCGUUGUGGGUUUUGAGGCAGCAGAGUAUUCAGAGAGAUACCAAGUCUCCAUCAAGAUCCAGAAUUACCAUUAUUCACACAAUGUCUCAAAGGAGAACCGAACAUCACUGAACGUGACAUUUGAAUUUGGUUUUUGGCCGCUCCCACAGUGUGAAAUGUUGAUAUCGAUUCAACCCUUUUUUAUACGAUGCAAAAAUGACUGUCAACGCCACGAGAAAACAAUCAAAGAGUGUCCUUAUUAUUCACGGACUUUCAUUAUAAAGGCAGUGGUGGGCCUGUUUGUCAUUGAGCUUUUUUUUUUUUACUUCCUGUGGAGAGCAUGUCAUAAAGGUUCCCUGAACACAUCCUCAUCUGCUGCCAGACACCAACCGGAGGGUUUUCAAAUGCAAGAGAGAAAACGAGUCCUGGUCCUCUACUCCCUCGACCACCCCUUGUACAAAAACAUCGUUCUCAAGCUGUGUGGCUUCCUUGCAGCCAAAUGCGGCACAGAAGUGGUGCUGGAUCUGCUGGACUCUGCCAGUCUGGGAGCAAUGGGAAGGAUUCAGUGGUUGGACUGGCACAGAGAGCAAAUCGAAAACUCCUCAGAUAAGAUACUACUCCUGUGCUCAAGAGGGGUACAGGCCAAAUGGAGAGCCAUGUGUGGAGACAAACAGGUUAUUCUGAGGGAGGACGUCCACUCACCUGUAGGCGACAUGCUCACUCCAGCACUCUGCCUCCUGGUCCCACAUUUCAUCCGAUCUGCAUCCUUUGAAAAAUACUUGGUGGCUUAUUUCGAUAAUGUUUGUUCAGAAGAGGACGUUCCUUCACCUUUCAACAUCGCAGUGAGGUACAAGCUGAUGAAACAGUUCGAGGAGCUCUUUUUCAGGAUCCUGGACACAGAGAAGCAUGAACCAGGCAGAAUGAACCACAUCGAAGGGCUUUCAGAGGACGUGUACCAUCAGUGCCCCUCGGGUAGAGCCCUGCGGGAUGCCAUAGAGGCUUUCUAUGCACAUCAGCUGGAGCAUCCACACUGGUUUGAAGAAGAAUCACUGGAGGGCUCAGAGCUGCAGGCUGAUGAGCCCCACAUGGCCAAGCAGCCUGACAGAUCUCAUACCGUACCUAACUCCACCUAAGUCAUCAGCCAUGUAAAGACCUGUGAAACUGAUUUCACUGCUGACAGAAUGGCACUCAAAGGAGCCGAGCAGCCAUUAAUGUGCUCCUCAGCUGAGUUCAGAUCUUACUGUUGAGGCAAAGCAGCCAGUUCGACUGUAUCCGGGUGAUGAUGCUCUUGAGGAAGAUCUUACCAGGAAAACACUGAGGGUAGCACUUCACUUAUGUAGUUUAAUGACAAGUACGGCCUGAUUCAGAGGCCGAAUUCUGUGACAUCAUCAGAAACUAAACUAGAAAGCAUUGGAGCGCAUACCAAGGCUCAAUAGUCCAUUUAAAUUCACACAAUGUCCCGUAAAUAGGCCCGAUUUUUCUCAUCUAGACCCAUUAAUUAUUCAGUGGGAAAUCAGUGUAAAAAUCCCUGGAUCCAUAGCAAAAUGUUAUGGGUUCUUUACUGACUCAUUCCUCAUCCUGACAUUAAAGGGGACAUUGUAUGCCCAUUUUACCACAAGUUGAUAUGGUUCCUUGGGGUCUUAAUGAAAUG
This is a messenger RNA of Hippoglossus stenolepis (Pacific halibut), 2431 nucleotides long. RefSeq names its product interleukin-17 receptor A. The coding region runs from base 192 to 1913 and encodes 573 amino acids. Gene Ontology annotation, molecular function: interleukin-17 receptor activity. The record is from RefSeq and is a predicted model, not a curated record. The transcript is spliced from 12 exons. Lineage: Eukaryota; Metazoa; Chordata; Actinopteri; Pleuronectiformes; Pleuronectidae.